This is a messenger RNA of Daldinia loculata, 2690 nucleotides long. Its product is annotated as HET-domain-containing protein. The transcript has a single exon. NCBI's taxonomy places the organism in Eukaryota, Fungi, Ascomycota, Sordariomycetes, Xylariales, Hypoxylaceae. The record is from RefSeq and is a predicted model, not a curated record. Bases 194 to 2125 code for a protein of 643 amino acids.
AAUAUGUAAGACCACUUGCGAUAUUGUAGCUUUCUACUAAUUAAAGAGCUAAUAUUUAAACUAAGACUGCGCUUUGAAAUAUAGUUAUAGCCUUUCUACAUUGGCCCGUCAACGUCGUUGCGUUUCUAACGCAUGAUGAUAUGACUACGUCGGACUAGAUUACUACUUUAGUGUUGCUAUCUACAACUCCAAAAUGCUGAGUCUAUUCAGUUCCGCCAAGGAUAUUACUAAGGGAGUGCGAUUAGCAGCCGACACCGCGGUUUGGGCUGGGAACGCCGUCUCGCGGCAUAUAAAAGGAGGCAAGACGGGUAUUUGUCUCGUCUGCAACAACCUACAGCCUUAUGGGCACGAAGAUACAUUCGGUCGACCCAGCGCCGCAUGGAAUCAGCUUAGAGACCCUCAGCGGGCUACUCGCAAAAAGGAGCUUGCCUCCGUUCCUACUCUUGUCCUAGAAAAGGUAUCAACGAAGAAGAUUUUAGAGAGUCGUGAAGUCGAUCCUCAGACCGGUCGUCCUAAGAACGAUUGCAAGUACUGUCGGCUCCUUUGCGAAAUAUUUGACGCGUAUUUCAUCGACGAAUGGAUGAGCUGGAUUACGGAGACCAAAAAUGCCAUGCCGAUACAGGUUGGUCUGAUGAUCAGAGAAGGGGCACCUUUGAUAGUUAACUGCUGGAACUUCACGUACGAUAAAUGGUUUCAGAAUCCGAGGGUAGAUCUAGAGUUGUACAUGGACCCUAUGCCUCCAUCCCCUAUACCAGGAGCCCCUACAAUGGGGCCCGUAGGUCCUCGUGCAGCAGAUGUCCGGUCUGAGGAAUGCAUGAGGUUUAUGAAGGAAAGCAUUAAUGAAUGCUGUAGAGCACAUCCCGGAUGUGCUGCACACCCUAAUGGCUUCGUUCCGACAAGGUUAAUAUACGUCGGUGGAGGGAAGAACGCGCUCAGACUCUGCGAUAAUAUUUCUUCAGGGGGUAAUAUUACGUGGGCAGCGUUAAGUCAUUGUUGGGGUGGUGGCAAGCCGCUAUCAUUGACAAAGUCGACUCUGGGUACCCUGAAAGAGCGUAUUGAUUUCUCAGAGUUACCGCUCACAUUUCAAGAUGCAAUCACUGUUGCUCAAGAGCUUGGAUUAGUAUAUGUUUGGAUAGAUUCCCUUUGUAUCGUCCAAGACGACAAGACAGACUGGGAGAAGGAGGCAGCUCUCAUGGGUGAGGUGUAUAGCCGCGCGUUUAUUGUUAUCAGUGGUGCCUCUUCGCCCAAUCCUAGUACGCCGUACUUACGACCUCGAGAAGAAGAAUGGCUUCCGAAGCGUUUUAAUUUUCCUAUCGCACCCGGUGCUAAUAUAUCGAUUAUGGUCCGACAGCGACAUCUCCUAGCAGCGCCGCUUGACCAAGGGCUACUCGAGCCGCCUUUCACGGGUUCAUGGGCCGUGUUGAAGAAAGUUGGUCCCCUUUAUGCGCGUGGAUGGUGCUUUCAAGAAUCGUUCCUCGCGCCACGGAUCCUCAACUUCGCCCCAGGUGCUAUCAUAUACGAAUGCCGGACGCAUCGGAAGAGCGAGGAUCAACUGCCUCCUUAUCCGUCCACAGUCCCUGGCUCGUUGGGCGAAGUAACCCCCUUGGAACAGUGGCACAUGAUUGUCAAAUCAUACACUUCGCGCCAAUUAACGUUCACUAGUGACAAGCUCCCGGCCAUAGCCGGCGCUGCUACUAUCAUGCCGCAGGUGAGGACUAGUAAAUAUCUUGCCGGCCUAUGGAGCGAGUCUCUGCUUUUAGAUCUUCUUGUACGUACUUCCAAAAACUUCCCAACAAAGCAGGGAAAUGUCGCUUCGGUGAAAUAUCCGAUGCCCCUAAGCUACUUAUUAAAAGGGACAAUUACUAACCUAUUAUCAAAUAAUGCCGGGCCGCGCACAUCUACCGUUAAUGACGAAGGAACACGAAGAGAAUGCGCCAACGUGGUCAUGGGCGUCGAUGAACUGGGGUGUGACUUGGAACCCGAUGCAGGAUCCACAGCUUCUUGCCUCUGUGGUCGAUGCCCGGACAGAUGUAGUAGGGGCCAACUCUUACGGGCAAGUAUCAGGGGGCACCAUCACUCUCCGAGGCCGAAUCAAGUAUUGUCGGCUUUCGGCCGACUACCAUAAGAACGAGCACUGGGUUUACUACCGAAAAGGCGAUGGCUCUUACAGCCGAAAGCAGCACUUCCGAACUGAUGGCGCUUUGGAGUCAUGGACUGUGCCUGGACAUACUGACUCCUCUGCUCGCCGGUCGCGAGUCACAACAUCUGGAAUUGCGUUGGAGACAGGGGCAGCGUUUUUCUGUGUUGCAAAGUGCCAUUGGAUGAAGAGUGAUCACAUGGGUUUGAUAUUGGGCAGGUCACCAAGGUUUCCUGGGUAUAUGGAGAGGGUAGGGAGCAUCUCCAAUGUGCCCAAGGAUUGGUACGACACUGGCGUAGACGCCACAAUAACUAUAAUAUAGAUAGUGAGAGUGUAGGUAAUAGGCCAGCCCAUGACGGGUAUAACGUUGCCGGGUGGAAGUGUACUUAGACUAUGAGGAGAUAGAGGCUGAAAUGUUCUGAAACUGGGAUUCAUGCUCAAAUCUUCACCAUAGCCGGCCGUAGCAAGCCGUCAGAUGAUUAUAUAUACUAGCAAACAGGGCAAGAAGCAAAGGAGAAGAUAUCCAUCAACCUCAAUACAGCACUCCUAUACC